Rattus norvegicus (Norway rat) is the source of this 248-nucleotide messenger RNA. The record is from RefSeq and is a predicted model, not a curated record. NCBI's taxonomy places the organism in Eukaryota, Metazoa, Chordata, Mammalia, Rodentia, Muridae.
ACAUGCCUCUCCCAGAGGAUCUCCUUCAUCCCUCUCCAGAAGAGGAGCAGAGGAAACACAAGAAAAAGCGCCUGGUGCAGAGCCCCAAUUCCUACUUUAUGGAUGUGCAAUGCCCAGGAUGCUAUAAAAUCACCACGGGCUUUAGCCAUGCACAAACGGUCGUCUUGUGUGCUGACUGCUCCACUGUGCUGUCAGCCUACAGUGGAAAAGCAAGGCUGACAGAAGGACGCUCCUUCAGGAGGAAGUAG